AUGAAGUCUUCGCUGCAGAGUGGCCGAUUGCCAGUUCACGUGAACACGGUGAACACCGGCGUGACAUUUUGGAACCCUGCGGACAACGUGUCUGGCUUCGCAGGCAUUCCAGCCAACAUGACUGGUAUGGCCGAAAAGAUGCAGCAUGCCGGCUACCGCACGCAUCUAGUAGGCAAAUGGGACGUGGGCAUGGCUAUGCCUGCCCACACUCCGCUGGGAAAGGGCUACGAUUCAUGGCUGGGCUACUUCCAGCAUGCCAACGAUUACUGGCAAGAAAGCAUGCCGCUCGCAUCCACCGGGGACGUCGACAUCUGCUUGAACAAGUUCAGGGACUUCUCCCUCUACAACGCCACAUACCGAGCUGGUGUGACAGAAGAGGUGGCUGCGGAGCUGGGAUGUGAUGCCAGCGUGAGACAUGUCCAGAAGAUGGGCAUUUCUCCGCAGGUCAACGCCACCGGCUGCAACAAGGAAGAUCCAAGCUACUGUCUGCCCGAGGCCUGCUUCGAGGAGGCCAUGUUGAACAACUAUGCGCUGAAGAUCAUCAAGGAGCAUGACAGGCGCGAGCCCCUCUUCCUCUUCUACUCCUUCCACCUUCUCCACACGCCGCUUCAGAUCCCUGAGUCCUAUUUGCAGCAGAUUGACGAGAUCGUGGCCAAGAGUGGGGUCGAGCAAUCCGUCCCAUGGACGCAGAAUCGGAGGCUCUACGCUGCAAUGACCCUUUACAUGGACACUAUGGUUGGGAACCUGGUUUCCGCUCUCAAGCACCGUCACAUGUACCACGACACGCUCAUUGUCUUCACCGCGGACAACGGCGGGCCUGUUUACGAGCCUGGCUCCGCCAACAACUGGCCCCUGAAAGGAGGCAAAUACAGCGACUGGGAGGGGGGUGUGCGGACCAAUGCUUUUGUCUCCGGCGGCUUCGUUCCGUGGUUGAACAGAGGCUCCAGGUUCUCUGGCGUUAUCUCCAUCGCAGAUUGGUAUGCCACACUCGCCAGCAUCGCCGGGGUUCCUGUUCGGGACCAGAAGGCGGAGGAGGCCAACCGGUACCUGGCGCAGAACGGCUUGCCCUUGCUACCCCCAGUGGAUGGCCGGCCACAGUGGGAGAACAUCAUUUGGGGCGGCCAUGGCCGGACGGACCCUCUGCACCUCAGCCAGGAGGCCCUGCUUUGGUGGCCCUUCAAGUUGGUGACGGGCCAGCAGCCCUACAGCUUCCACCAGGGCCCCGUGUACCCGAACUGCACCACUGUGGCAGGCAUGAAGGCCGACGAGGGGCCCGUCUUCUCGGACAUGCAUGUCUUCGGGGCGCCCAUUUUCCCCAGCGCCAAUGCCACGGAGCAGGCUGAGCUCACGAAGGCGGGCGACUGCGGCCCUGGCGGGUGCCUGUUCAACGUGGAGCACGACCCCAACGAACUCGAGGACCUUUCCCAGAUUCCGGCCUACUCAGCCCUCCUCUUCAAGAUGCAAGAGAAGCUCUACUACCUCAACCAAGGCAACUUCAACCCCAAUCGCGGGGAGCCCGCCGUGGAAGCCUGCUUGCAAGCCGCGUCCCUGGGAGGCCCCCCCCAAGACCCGAAGGGGGGAAGGGCAUGGGGUCUUGGAGUUCCACUGGGGGAGCCUCGUAUGGUUGGGGCAAACCUGAAGGUUCUGCCCGGGUUUGGUGCUCGUAGGCGCCUCCGAGUAGGAAUGAAUAGAACGAUAGUUGGCUAG
Messenger RNA from Symbiodinium natans, 1707 nucleotides. Lineage: Eukaryota; Dinophyceae; Suessiales; Symbiodiniaceae. The record is from the annotation of a GenBank genome assembly.